This is a messenger RNA of Phytophthora megakarya, 2133 nucleotides long. The record is from the annotation of a GenBank genome assembly. Lineage: Eukaryota; Oomycota; Peronosporomycetes; Peronosporales; Peronosporaceae.
AUGGCGAUGUUGAAUGGUGAUGGGUCACACCCAUCAUCAUUGGUGGGUGUAGAAUCUGGAACGGGCCAUAAGUUGGGUGAUCCGCUAGACCAGAACGAUGCCGAGUCUAUGACGCAGAAAAAGAAUGAGGAUCCGGCGGCUGAUCUGGAUCGCACUUGGGACUCGGAUCAGGAUUACGACGAAUGCGUGUAUUACCCCGAAGGCAGCGAUCUCUACGCCGAAGAUGUCGACGGACAACUAGCGGUACUGCCCAAAGUCCCAAUAACGACGGAAGAUGUGAGGAUCGAGGAUAUCCAAUUACGCCGGAAAAAUCUACCGACUCCGUCAGCGGAUCUGGAAGAUCCGACAUCUCCUGAUCGGCAAGGGAAAUGCGGAUCUCGGCUGAUCGCGCUUAAGUGCCGUAAGCUGCGGAUCCAGUUCCGAGAGAAGUUGGCAGAGCUGAUCAAGGGUCUCCUGUCAGCGAAGAUGAUUAACCACUCAAGAUCGCCAUUGGCAUCCCCGAUCGUCGUGAUCAUUAAGAAGAACGGUGUGAAUAUAAAAUUGUGUAUUGAUUAUCGGUUGAUUAACAGGAUUAACAGUCUGACGCAGCUGAUGGCUUACCCGAUGCCGUUGAUCAACGAUCUACUGGAGGAUCUGAAGUCUACACUAUGGUAUUGCUCACUGAAUAUGACGAGUGGUUUUUGGGUGGUGAAGAUGACGGAUCGGGCCCGCCUGACCUCGGUCUUUAUCACCCCAUUUGGACUGGUCGAGUGGAAUCGGAUGCCUUUUGGGCUGAAGAAUGCUCCGCAGAUCUACCAGCGGAUGAUCGACAAUGCCCGGUAUGGGUUCACUCGGAUCCCGAAAAUGGCAGGUGAUCUGGAACGUCUAGAUGUAUUCGAAGCUGGAGAACCUGAAGAUCCGGGUAAGCCAUCGGUGUUAGGACGCAGAUCCUAUAUCGACGUCAUCGUAGUGCCAGCAGAUAAUUGGGGUCAGCUAUGCGACCGAGUUGAAGAUCUGCUGGAGGCGUGCGACAAAUGGAACAUGUCGAUCAGCGUUGUCAAGAGUUUCUGGGGCAUACCCAAGAUGGAAUAUCUCGGUCACAAUGUAUCGCCCAAUGGACUGGAGGUGAAUCCGAAGGAUCUGUCGACGUUGACGGAUCUCAAGUUUCCCGGAUCCCUGCCUGCCAUCCUGAACUAUUACAUUCGCUUCAUCGAAGAUUACGCGAUUUACGCGUCUGUGCUGUAUGAGUUGAGGGAGAUCGACUAUGCUGCGAUGGAGAAGGGCAUGAAUCAAGGCUGGAUCCAUCUAGCACUAGCAUCGGAAUCCCCGGAUUCAUUCAUAUUGACUAAGGAUCCGACGAGUCCGCAAUCGUCGGAUACUGAUCUGCGGGGUCCGGAUCCCGAACUUAGCACGCAAGAUCCGAACCUAGUGACACGGGAUCCGAUGCCUGACUGCGUGAAGGUGUCGAAUUCCGAGAAGGACAUUUUUACUGAUCUGGAUACCUGGUGGAUUCAUGCUCACAGAUCCGUCAAGGUGCUAAAGGAGAAGAUCGCGAAGACGCUGAUCCUGAGGCACUUCGAUCCGGUUCGACAGGCUGUGGUGGUUGUGUAUGCCAGUGAUUGGGCGAUCUCCGGUGCACUGAUGCAGGAGUAUGAUCAGAUCUACUAUCCAGUGAUGUUUGCGAGCCUCCAACGAAUUAAACUACGGGAUUCCGGAGAAAGAAGUUUAGCAUUGUUGCGGAUCCUGGAUCUCAACUAUAAUACUUUAGUUGGGAGGCCGAUCCGAGUGCUGACGCGACAUUCUACACUAACUUCGUUAUUGAGAUCCAAUGCAUUACCAGAUCGCCUGGGACAGUGGGCCGCGUUGGUUUCACCCUCGAUCCUCGAGAUCGUCAAGUGUAGCAAGGGCGAGGAUGAGAUCCUGGGCACAUUAGCAGCCAGUAUCACUCCCAGAUCCAAAGUCGACAAAGCGCUGAUCUCAAUCGCCCCGAAGAAGGAGCCGAGAUGCAAGAGAGGAUCUGUAUGUCGCCUGAUUCGCCGGAUCCGCCAGCGUCAAGCGAGGUGGAGGCACCUACAGAGUGAUCCUGUGGAAAUUACCUCAGUGGACUCUGGUGAAGACCAGAUCCGACUAUGCCGAAGGUUUAACUGUCAAUAA